Messenger RNA from Rhodofomes roseus, 1180 nucleotides. RefSeq lists its product as uncharacterized. The record is from RefSeq and is a predicted model, not a curated record. Gene Ontology annotation, molecular function: oxidoreductase activity. Bases 14 to 1180 code for a protein of 388 amino acids. The transcript is spliced from 6 exons. Gene Ontology annotation, cellular component: mitochondrion. NCBI's taxonomy places the organism in Eukaryota, Fungi, Basidiomycota, Agaricomycetes, Polyporales, Fomitopsidaceae.
CACGGGACUUAGCAUGACGCACCGCAAAGGUGCUCGGGAGUCGGCUACACGAGAGCCUCAGCUGCAGCGACCUACAGCACCUGUGCGAGCGUGUGAUUUUCUUUCCACCUCCUUGUCGUUAACCACCAUGUCCAUCCCAGAAACACAUCAUGCGUGGCGCGUCGUCGGGAAAGGGGAGCCUUCCAAGGUCCUGCGCCUUGACAAAGACGUGCCGGUACCCAAGAAACUCGACAAAGGCGAAGUGUUGGUCAAGGUGCAAGCUGCGGCUCUCAAUCCAGUAGCCUACAAGCUCAUGAAAACGGCACCAAAUUUCAUUGCCAAGAGACCUUACGUCCCCGAGCACGACGUCGCUGGCAUAAUAGUUGAUGCGAACGGGACCGGUUUCAAGGAAGGCGACCAGGUCUUUGGGUGGAGUCCUGUUGCAAUUCCGUUCAAGGCGGGAACCGGUGUUCUAGCGCAGUAUGCCCGCAUCAAAGCGGAGGAACUUGUCCCUCUUCCUGCCAAUGUCACCCCCGUACAAGCCUCCGGAGUCACGCUUGUGGCCAUGACUGCUUACCGGGCUCUAUUUGACCUCGGCGGCCUCCAGCCUGAGCAGAGUGUAUUCAUCAACGGUGGUAGUACCGCCGUUGGAGCGUUUGCCAUUCAGCUUGCGAAGGCUGUCGGCUGCAAGGUCACUGCAAGUGCAUCCGCGAAGAAUGAGGAGUAUGUGCGAUCUCUUGGUGCAGACGAGUUUGUCGACUAUACCAAGGCUCCGCUGCAUCAGACCUUGGCCUCUAACCCUCCUACUCCGAAGUUCCAUGUCUUCCUGGAGGCGGUUGGUCUCCUGGACACCUCGCUUUAUGCCCAUAGCGAGGCAUACCUUGCUCCUGGGGGAACCUUCAUCUCCGUAGGCCCUCAGCCAAAGGGGUUCGACGUUGUCGGUCUAGCAAUACUAGCAUGGAAGGUGUACCUUCAGCCGCGCUUCCUCGGAGGCACCAAACGUUCCUGGAAGAUCGUUCAGGCUCGCGCCAAACGCGCCGACCAGGAACAAAUCGCAACGUAUCUUGCUGAAGGGAAAAUCAAGCCCCUCGUGGAUUCGGUUUACAGCUUCGAGGAUGCUUUGAAGGCAUACGAGCGUCUCAUGACUAGCCGGGCGACUGGAAAGGUGGUGAUUAAGGUGGAUCCCGAUGUCGCUGAGUGA